This is a messenger RNA of Rubroshorea leprosula, 3126 nucleotides long. Lineage: Eukaryota; Viridiplantae; Streptophyta; Magnoliopsida; Malvales; Dipterocarpaceae. The record is from the annotation of a GenBank genome assembly.
AGAUCACCGUUAUUUGAAUCAUUUACAUUUCCAUUUCCAUUUCUUUGUAACUUCUCAUUUUUUUCUCAAUUCUUUUUCUUUUUAUUUGGGCAUGUUGUGUUUUGAUAAAACAAACCAUCUAAAACGCAGACUUACAAGAUAUGGAUAUUAGUAAUGAGGCCAGUGUUGAUCCAUUUUCAAUUGGACCUUCAACAAUUAUGGGUCGAACAAUUGCAUUUAGAAUAUUGUUCUGCAAUUCAAUGUCACAUUUCAGGCAUCAAGUCUUUCAUUUUCUGUUGAAAUUCAUCUAUAGAUGUAGGGAGUUUUUGGGAAACAUGAUAUCAUGGUUGCGUCCUCAAAACCCUCAAGGGAUAUUGGCAAUGGUGACAAUUAUUGCUUUUCUUUUGAAACGAUAUACAAAUGUAAAGUUGAGGGCUGAAAUGGCUUAUAGAAGGAAAUUUUGGAGGAAUAUGAUGAGAGCUGCAUUGACAUAUGAGGAGUGGUCGCAUGCUGCUAAGAUGCUUGACAAAGAGACCCCAAAAAUGAAUGAAUCAGAUCUUUAUGAUGAAGAACUGGUGAGGAACAAGCUUAAAGAGCUCCACCACCGCCGCCAAGAGGGAUCUUUGAGAGAUAUAAUCUUUUGGAUGAGGGCUGAUCUGAUUAGAAAUCUUGGUAAUAUGUGCAAUUCUGAGCUUCACAAGGGUAGGCUUCAAGUACCAAAACUCAUUAAGGAGUAUAUUGAUGAGGUCUCAACUCAGUUGAGAAUGGUUUGUGACUCUGAUUCAGAAGAGCUUUCAUUGGAAGAGAAGCUCUCUUUCAUGCAUGAAACUAGACAUGCUUUUGGUAGGACAGCUUUGCUUUUGAGUGGGGGUGCUUCCCUGGGUGCCUUUCAUGUUGGUGUUGUGAAAACACUGGUGGAGCAUAAGCUCUUGCCAAGGAUAAUUGCUGGUUCUAGUGUGGGAUCCAUCAUGUGUUCUGCUGUUGCAACUCAUUCGUGGUCUGGGCUUCAGAGUUUUUUUGAGGAUUCUUGGCACAAAUUUCAAUUUUUUGAUCAGCUGGGUGGAAUUUUUACAGUUGUGAGGAGGGUCAUGACACAAGGAGCUGUUCAUGAGAUUAGGCAGUUGCAGUGGAUGUUAAGGAAUCUUACGAGUAACCUCACAUUUCAAGAAGCAUAUGAUAUGACAGGCCGGAUUCUUGGAAUAACAGUUUGCUCCUCAGGAAAGCAUGAACCACCCAGAUGCCUUAAUUAUUUGACUUCUCCUCAUGUUGUCAUAUGGAGUGCAGUAACUGCUUCUUGUGCCUUUCCAGGCCUCUUUGAAGCACAGGAGCUAAUGGCAAAGGAUAGGAGUGGAGAACUUGUUCCUUAUCAUCCACCCUUCCAUUUGGAUCCUGAGGAGGGUUCUGGAACAUCGGCACGUCGAUGGAGGGAUGGUAGCCUGGAGGUUGACUUGCCUAUGAUGCAAUUGAAGGAGCUAUUCAAUGUUAAUCAUUUCAUUGUAAGUCAGGCAAAUCCUCACAUUGCUCCGUUGUUGAGGAUGAAGGAGUUUGUGAGAGCAUAUGGUGGUAACUUUGCUGCCAAGCUUGCCUGGCUCACUGAAAUGGAGGUAAAACAUAGAUGCAAUCAGAUAUUGGAACUUGGCUUUCCAUUGGGGGGACUUGCCAAGCUGUUUGCUCAAGAUUGGGAGGGUGAUGUUACUGUAGUUAUGCCAGCUACACUUGCGCAGUAUUCGAAAAUUAUACAAAACCCAUCUCAAGUGGAACUCCAGAAAGCUGCCAACCAGGGGAGAAGAUGCACCUGGGAGAAGCUUUCAGCCAUAAAAGCGAAUUGUGGCAUUGAGCUUGCUCUUGAUGAGUGUGUCGCGAUUCUUAAUCACAUGCGUAGGCUAAAGAGGAGUGCUGAGAGAGCUGCUGCUGCUUCUUCUCAUGGCUUAGCUGGUCCAUUCAAAUUCAGUGCUUCAAGAAGAAUUCCUUCUUGGAAUUGCAUUGCACGGGAGAACUCAACGGGCUCCCUUGAUGAAGAUGUUACAGAUGUUGCUUCCCAUAUGCGUCAUGGAGUUGGUGGGUCCACAGGAGCAUCACACUGUGGUCGGAAUUGGCAGAACCAUCGAAACACACAUGAUGGAAGUGACAGUGAAUCAGAAAAUGUAGAUUUACAUUCUUGGACAAGAUCUGGUGGGCCAUUGAUGAGGACUACUUCUGCAGAUUUGUUCAUUGAUUUUGUUCAGAAUCUAGAUGUUAAUUGCGAACCUGCCAAGGGUUCAAUGGUUCAUCCUAAUUCUCCUGGGGUUCAGAUGGGAAGCAGAGAUUUGUACAACAGUCCGAGUUCUAGGUUGCCUACACCAGAUAGAAACUCAGAGUAUGAAUUUGAUCAGAGGGAUUUGAGCAACAGAACUCCUGCAAAUGGCUCUAGCCUUACAGUCACUGAAGGUGAUCUUUUGCAGCCUGAAAGGAUUCACAAUGGCUUUGUGCUCAAUGUUGUUAGAAGACAGAACUUGGCUCUUUCAAACAGCAAUCAAGAUUCAGAAAAUUACAACAGAGAUGUAGCUGAAUUUAUGCAGCUUGAUUGUCCAGAAAAGGAGACAGAUGUUAGCUCAUCAUCUGAAGAUGGUGAUGAUACUACAGGGGAAAAUGCCCUAGAUGAAAAAGGGAGUGAUUUUAGUUCGCCACACCAUUCUAGUAUAAACGAUGGCAAUAGUCAAAAUGUUGUGGAUGCUUAAAUUUGAGGUCAUUUUGCUUCACUUAAGUCUUUUUUGAAUGUUAGGAAGAGUUUCCUUCUAAGAUUCGUACGAGCGUAUACCAUGGUUGUAAUUGUUUCUUGUUCAAUGAAAAGAGAUUUCUACUCUCUUGCACAGACGCAUUCACACUCAUGCAUUGAUUUGCAUGCAUUACAAACAAGAUCGGGAAAUGGUGGAAGACUCUUUAGAUGGUGUCCUGUAAGGGACUUGAAACUUUGGACAUUGAGGCCCGAUUCUCUUCACCCAUCUUUGAAUUCUCACCAAUCUUAUGAUUAGUCUUUGACCUGAUGUUAUCAAUGCUCAAUAAGUCUUUGAUGGGGAACAACUUUCACUGGAAUUGAUGACCUAAAGGAUUGAAAAGAAAGAAGUAGAUGGGAGGAAAAGAAUUUAAAAAGAAAGAAUUGGAUGGGAG